AUGUCCUCCGAGAAGACGACUACGCCCAAGCCGGGUAUGUCGCUCUAUGCGAAUUUGCUCGACACUCCUGAGGGCGCCUCCAUCUCGCGCGCGCCGGUAGUCUUCAAGCAAGCUACAGACGCUCCCCAAGAUGACCCUGCCAUGAAAAAGCAGCAGAUAAGUGCCGGUAGAGCUUAUACCCUCUCUCUUCAAACAGUCUGUACCGACAUGAUUGGCUCACUUGUAUCCCGAAAACCCUCUUUUGCUUCUCUACGGUUUCAGCCCACAAAAAGACCACAGCUGCCUUCUCAGAGGCUAAAGGCGAAAUCCGGCAUCUCGAAACCGCCUGUUAUUACAAGCUCAGCAAGUCCUGCAACCCCAGACCAGGGUACUACGAGUGGUGCAGUAACCGCCGGCCGUCCAACUGGAAAGUCGACGAUUGCAGAUUGGACAGCCACGGCGGACGAUGACGAUGUUAAUGGAUAUUAUGGAGGAGAAAAGAGGCAACGCGGUGGUAGGAAGAAACGGAAAAAGAACUACGAGUCUGAGGUCAUUAUACAGAACUGGGAUGACAUCUACGAUCCAACGCGCCCCAACAGCUAUGAGGCAUAUAAGCAUAGCGAUGAGAAGAUACGAGAGGUUAGAGAGUGGAAGGAUCGGCUGUAUGCCCAUCGACUGGCGCAACAGUAUAACAGUGAUGAAGACAGCGAUGAAGAACGAUCGAGGCCGCAAAUGAACAGACAAUUUGCUCCUCCCUCAUCUUUUGCGCCGCCGCCCAACCUGAAUGCGCCCCCGGAAGAGUCUCCAGAGCCUCAACGUACGUUCUCGGAAGCUGUCCCACAGCCCGCCGUAGAAAUUCCUGAUGAUUCAACCGGCGAAGAGGCGUACGCGCGACGAUUACGGCUGAGUGCGAACAUCAACCAGCCAGAGCCACCCCCUCAACCCUCGCAGCCAUCACAGUUAUCACAGCCAUCACCUACGAAUGAGGCUCCCGAAUCGACAGCUCCAGCUAGCCAUAACUACAGUGCAGCCACCAUAUCUCGCCCUCCUGUUCGAUACGCAUUGCCUGCAGCACCUGGAGAUCUUCCCGCUACUGAAGCUGAACUUGAAGAAACAUUGGCAAAUGAACAAGAAGAUGCAAACAAGGAAGGAGAUGAAGAUGCCCCUCGCUCCCUCAGACCAGGCCAGAAGGGCUUCGCAGAGCGACUGUUAACUAAAUAUGGCUGGACAAAGGGCUCUGGUCUUGGAGCGAAUGAGUCCGGCAUAGUCAAUCCGCUCCAGGUCAAAGUACAAAAACAGAAGAAGAAACCAGAUUCAGAAGGACGCGGAGUUGCUCCGCCUGGUGGCCCAAGGGGUAAAAUCGUCGGUGGUGGCAGAAAACAGGAAGAGCAAGGGAAGUUUGGCCCCAUGUCUGACGUUGUUAUUUUGCAUGGAAUGGUAGACGGACUGGACUUGGAUGCGGAGCUAGAAUCGGGCGAGCUAAUGCAGGAGAUUGGAGAUGAGUGCGGCGAAAAGGUAUGGCAUCCUUAUAUCGUCUUGAACUUGUGGUUGGACUAG
This is a messenger RNA of Trichophyton benhamiae CBS 112371, 1536 nucleotides long. RefSeq names its product G-patch DNA repair protein (Drt111), putative. The transcript has 3 exons. Bases 1 to 1536 code for a protein of 511 amino acids. Gene Ontology annotation, molecular function: nucleic acid binding. The record is from RefSeq and is a predicted model, not a curated record. Gene Ontology annotation, cellular component: precatalytic spliceosome. NCBI's taxonomy places the organism in Eukaryota, Fungi, Ascomycota, Eurotiomycetes, Onygenales, Arthrodermataceae. Gene Ontology annotation, biological process: mRNA cis splicing, via spliceosome.